AUCCAUGCAAGCUUGUUCGUUAAAAAUGCUUGAAUUUCACUGGCCAAAACUAUGGAASGCGUCCUUAACCAGAGCACGUAUAAAGAGCAGCACUCGGUCAAAUUAUUACAGUUUGCAAUCAGUCAGAGAGGAGAAAACUUCUUGUAAAAUCACUAGACACUUUUAGACUCGAAAAGUAACUUAACAUGGAAAAGGUUUUGGUUUUGGUUUUCUUCUGCUUAGUUGCGAGUUCUUGCGCAUUCAAGAUUUUAAACGAGGACGAAGUACAAGAAAAAAGAUCGCCAUUCAGAAAUGAUUUUCUGAGUGCAAUGGUUGAAGAUGACGAGCCAGAAGCCGUUGAUAACACCUAUCGCCUGUUGGAUGCUAUCGUUCUAGAUGAAUCUAUUGUAAUGGGUGGRAAAGUCGAAUGGUUCUAUGGAAAAGGACAGAAAGAAUUGUGUAUGGAUGGAGAGAAAGAGCURGAGCCWAAAUGCAGAUGGAGAGGWCUUGUUGUCGARGAUAAAGACAAAAUUCCASAGAAAGUACGCCUUCAAGUGAUUAAGAAAUAUUGUAAACGUGCCAAUUUGAAAUGGCCUGGAGUYAAGAAAGUUAAAUGUUAAAAAAUUAUUUGUGUAUGUCCCUUAUGUAUAUGCUAGUGUCGCUGUAUCAUUAGUUCACUUUGUACAAACUCGCUAUUAUAUAUUACACAAGCAUUGUAAAAUAAGUGUUUUAUGGUUAUAAUAAAGACUACUUUCAAGAAAA
This is a messenger RNA of Exaiptasia diaphana, 741 nucleotides long. RefSeq lists its product as uncharacterized. Bases 186 to 599 code for a protein of 137 amino acids. The transcript has 5 exons. NCBI's taxonomy places the organism in Eukaryota, Metazoa, Cnidaria, Anthozoa, Actiniaria, Aiptasiidae. The record is from RefSeq and is a predicted model, not a curated record.